Molecule: messenger RNA, 12281 nt
Organism: Pocillopora meandrina
Lineage: Eukaryota; Metazoa; Cnidaria; Anthozoa; Scleractinia; Pocilloporidae
Source: the annotation of a GenBank genome assembly
AUGGCAAGCUUACUUGGCCAUUUGCACUUCUGGUCAUUGAGGAAGUUUGCAAACAGGACAGGCAAGUGUGACUAAAAAUUCCAUUGCUCUCACCGGCUAAAGAAUCCUCAGCUUCCCGUGAGCUUUAAAAUUUCGAAGCGACAGAAGUAGUUUUCCAUCACAAUAAUAUCAAAUGCUAUUGUUAUCAAAGUCUUAUCGAAGUGAGAAGUGUAUGUCGUAUAAAAAAUUAAAAGGGUGUCAUGAUCGGUGUUAAAACACUCAUGAUUAACAGUGAAAGAACCUUAGUCCUCAUUUGUCAGUAAAAGUUUGAGAGAUGAUAUUUAUUCAAAUGUUGCUUUGAUAAAGCUAUGAGGAUUUUGUGACUAAAAUUGCAGCAGUCUGCUUUCAAUAAUCCUUUGAAAAACGUUGUUUCCAUAGAUUUUGUUUUUCCCAGUUUAAAAAUUUUUACUAUGGGCACGAUCAUAAAUAUAGAUUAGGAGAGGGAAAGUAUCAGUGGCUUCUUUGAUAAUUCAUCGGAAGACCCAUGAAAACUAUUUAUGGUUCAAUGUAAAUAAAUUAAACCUGUUUUGAUCCUGAAUAUUCGUGUUUAGUAGUAAAUCUGAACACACUCCUUGUGGAAUGGGUAAUAUUUAUGUUAUUUUCUGUCCAACACAGGUUCUGAUAUUGGCACCCAUAUUUACCAUGAUAAAGCUUCUGGUACAGGUGGCAAUUUUUUUGUUUACUGUUCUAUGUAAAGGAUUUGAUUUUCCAUUAAUGGUAUUUUUGUGAAAAUGGUAUGUUGGAAGAUAUCCUAUGAGAAAAACUUGUCUCAUAAGUGGAAAAAUUUCCUCUGAAAAUUGAUUUGAACCUGGAAGUAUCAGUUGAUUACUAAGUGUAAACUUCCAGGUGAAGGAAUUUCUCAAAUAAAUUUUGCCUCUGAUGAUGGGUUAAAUUUGGAAAACAUGAUGAUCAACCAUAAUACUUCAACAUCUCAUGACGGAAUUCAGUAUCCUUUUUGCAUAUACAAAAUUUUAUCUUCCUCACACCUUUCUGCACCCUUUUUAGCAAAGAACAGGAGCAUAGCCGGGAUUUUUCAAAGGGAGAAUCACAUUGUUUCAAACAGAGGAUACUCACUUGAUUGCUAUGUUGACCUCCAUACCAUGUUUACUUUUAAAAAAGGCUUAUAAAGGGGGAUCAUGGACAUCCCGGGUCCUCCCCUCUCUUGCUAAGCUGUUGAAGAAUUAUUAUAGGAAGUGUUUACCUCUUCUCCUCCCUGGAGAGUUAAUUGAGUGUAUUCAUUGGUCUACUAGGCCCUGCAGGGGACACAUCUUACUCUGAACAAAGGAGACUUUGGGGAGAGGACAGGGGAAUAUCAUGGACACCAAAAAACCGUAGACCAGAGAAGCUAAGAGAUGUUCUUAAAGAGUGUGAGGUCAGGAGCUGCCUGUCUAAGUCUUUUUUUCUACUUAUUUUAUCAAGACAUAAUUGAAUAGUUAGCAAAGGAGAAAUCAAUAAUUGUUAUAUCUUUGGAAUGUUUUUUAAAGAAAAUAUUCUUAUUUAUUGUGAAAUUAAAAAAGCUAUGUGACUAUCAAACUGAGGGUGAAUUUUGGCAAACUUUUAAUUUUUUUUUCAAGAACAAUACCUUAUAUUUUCAACUUUUAUGUAGUUUUAAUGUUACAUUGUUCUUAACUCUACAGGGUCUUCUUCUUCAAAUGCAGUGAAGAGACUCUUUAGAAACAAAAGUUGUUAGAUCAAUGAAAUUGUAGAAUCAUUCUUUGCAUAUUUCUAAUCCAUCGUCUGCUUACUUUGAUUUUUUUUCCUUUUUGAAGGAUUUGUUACAGCAGAACAGAGUCCUUGAUGUUCAAUGGAGAACUUUAAGAAAUAUACAGGUGAAUCAGGGUCAGGGUUUGGGUUAAAAAAGAGACAAAAAAAUUUAAUAUUUAAGGAACACACAUGAAACUGACAGUUGCAGUGACCUGUUGUGGUGAGGUGUAAUUCACUUGUGAUGUGUGCCUGAAAUAUUAAAUUAAUUAUUUUAGUCCUUGACAUACAGUUAUAAAUGUUACUUAAUAAAUAUCCAUAGCAUACUCUGAAAGGGGGAAAAGGAAUGUGCAGUUGUUUGGAAGACUUCUCAGUAAUGGCAUUGUUUUCUACUCAGGCAGAUCCCUGACAGACAAUUAAUAAAGAUGCUUUUGCUUUUCAUGAUUAGGUGCUUCUUAGUAAUGGAUCUUUGAUUUCCAUCUUGGUGUCCUCUUCUUCUGGUGAUAUUGAAAAAAUUUCCCUUGACAAGACUUUAACUGGAAAAGUUCCUGAUGCAGUAAACAAAGGUGUGCAAAUAAUCCUUAAUAUGAUGGAUUUUAUACCUAAAUAGCAGACUUGAUUAGUAUUCUUUUGUAUUCAUUUUAUGUAGAUUAGCCCAACAAGCCUUGUUGGUAUGUCUAAGGAACAGUAGAGCCUCAUCUCAAAGAUGAGGCAAGUUGGGCUAGUUUAUAUAAAAACUUAACAAAUCAACAGUGGUUUUAGCGGGGUCUGUACUCUUAUUGACAACAAUUUUUGUCAAUAUUAUGGAAAAAUAUUGUGGACUCACGAGACGCAACACAGUGCAGGUGCAGCGUGUUCUCCAAAACACAAAGUUAAUGGAAAACUACACAGUAUAAGGUAGAUUGGCACACUUGCAUUUCAUGGUUGAUCCUGUUGACUCCAAUUAACUUUACAUUAUAUUCACACUUUGUAGUAACUUAAACACGUAAAAAUUAGCAAUAUGAACCAAUGUUUCAGAGUCUUUAUGAUGUCAUUGUCAUGGUAAAUGUUAGGAUGAUGAAUUCUGUGAGUAUUAAUAACUGCAAUAAAUUUACAUGAUAAAGAAUGCAAGACUAGAUUACAGCGUUAAAGUGUUAAAGUAUUUCUGUAAUUUAAUCUUGCAUUCUUAAUCAUGUAAAUUUAUUGCAAUUAUUAAUUCUAGCAGAAUUCAUUAUCCUAACAUUUAUCUGGACAAUGGCAUCAUGAAGAUUCCAAAACAUAGCUUCAUAUGGCUAAUUUUUACGUGUUUAGGUAUAACUAAAUCUCUGUAGUUACUGUAGUAACUUAUGAUAGAAAUACUACCUGUGCAUUUCAGUGGUCAAAAGGAUGAUAAAGAAAAGCUGUGCUAAUUUCCUUACAUGCUGCUGGAGAGUGAUAUAUCUCAUUUUUAUUUUCAGCAAUUGUCAGAGACUCUUUUUUGUUGUUCUCGCUAAAGGAAAAACCUAAAAUUUGCUUUAUGUAUUUUAACAAAAAACCAAGCCUGGACUUCAAAAAGCUGGAAAAAAUGUCAGCCAUGGAACCAAAGGUAGUUCUAUUGAACUGUAUCUUUUUAGUCAAUUCUGUCCAACAAAACCUCCUAUGUUAUUUACUGGUCGUUCUUGCCUCAGAAAUGCAGUCCUAGUGAUACACCUGGCAGUGCAAGGGUAUACAAGUUUUUUCAUGGAAGGCAUGUAGAAAUUCAAGACUCUGUUCCCUCCCCUGUGAAAAAUCCUAGCUAUGCUUCCCCCUCCCUCCUCUUCCCCACAUGCCACAUCCUAUCCUCUAAACUGCAGGGUACCUGUUCAACUCCAUCCUCUUCUCUCCAACUUUUCUGGCUUCAAUGCAUCUUCUCUUUUCCUCAUUAUGGAACACAACUAAAAUUUAUUGUUAUAAUGGAUCAAUAUCAGUAUCUGGGCAACUGCCCACCUACCCCUCCCCUAACCCAACAUUAACCCUAACUUGUUAUCAAUUGACUGUUGUUGGGUCAGGGGAGGGGUAGGUGGGCAGUAGCCCAGAUAUUGAUAUUGACCUGUAGUAAUUUUUAUUCUCUUACUGACCUUCUUUCUAAGACAAUGUACAUUGAUCUACCUGGGCCAUCAAGUAAGAGACUUGACAGGCACUUGUCAAUCAACUCACGCCAAGACAUGGUAAGAGGAUUAAAAUAAUUAAUAAUUAAUCCAGCCUGGACCCUGGAUUUAAUCCUUCAACCUCUAAGAGUGACUGGCAUCUAAUUUCUCCUUAUUAUAUCACUCCUGAAUCAAACAUUAAGGUCACAAGAAUGAAGGAGCUGAUCACCAACUAAAGCAGCUCUUGAUUGUUAGGCAAAUUCUCCAUGUCAGUAUCUUAGGAAAUGUCCAGAGAACAGUAUGGAGAAUAUGCACACUGAUGUUAGGGUAUAAAGAGCCAGAGGUGUAGGUUUGAGUCUUAACCAAGUGGAUUAACUUAGGUAAUGGAAACUUAGAUGAUAUCCAAUAGAAAUGAGGCAUGAAGUUCAUUAGAUGUAACCUUUGAUCAUUGUUAAUAGGCACUGGUUUGGUGGUCUGGCCACAGUGAAGAAGCUUGGCCAUGGUCUCCAAUGACUGCUGAAAAGGACAGAGCAAAUAUGGCCAUCUUUAGUUUGAAUGGGUAAGGAUUUUGAAUACCACCAGUGCAUGAUUGUUACACAAAAUGAAUCAUUUUUUUAAUCCGUUUCUCUGAUUAAAGCUUCUUUUUAUUUCUGAUGAUUAUCAAGGCCAAAGAUUGAGAUGCUGUCCUUUGUUAGAUCAGACUCAGAGCCUAUACAUGCUUUGUUCAGGUAUGUAAAUACUUUUGACCUUGUUAUCAUCAUCUUGAAGUCUUGAAGUCUGACUUUAAUAAACCAUAAGAUAACAGGUACAUAUUGUAUGUUACAUAAACAAGAAACUGUGUAAUGAUAAUUACAAUAAUAUACUAUGGUCUAAAUUAAAUUAUGUAAUUAUAACAGGUUGUGUUCAAAAAUUAGUCUAUUCACAAAUGUGUUCAUGAAAUGUUUUGUGUUAACCCUUUCACUCCCAAGAUCUAGUUAGUAAUUCUCCUUACUAUCUGCCAUACAAUCCUUAUGAUGUUAGUUCAGAGAAUUUGGUAUUGGAUCAACUAAUAAUCCCAUGAUUGAUAUCCUUUUCUAUUCCCAUCACCUGCCUGCUUGAUAUUGUAUUGAUAUUGUAAGGAGAAAUUCUGUCUUGGUCACUUGUGGGAGUGAAAGGGUUAAUCUUUGGGCGGAGGCAAACCAUUCAAUGUAAAUUAUAUUGCUGGGGUUUAGGCUUCGGCAGAAUUUCAUUUAAUGGAUGAUGGCUUAGGGUCCUAGCUCCACUGAAUAAUUUCUUAUCCUGCUUAUGCAUGAUAUCCUUGACAUUCAAUGGGAUUGAAAUAUAACGCUGCUUGUAACAUCUGUUUGAAAUAUUACCACAUUCCCUUCCUCUCCUUGGAGAAGAUAGGGCAACUCCCUCUCAGUCUCCUGCUUGCGCUUUCCUGUGUAUCUGUGACUGCUUCAUUCCAGGUUCUAAGCCUCUGCUCCUUGAACUCUCUUUCUAAUGUCCUACGUCACAUCUUGUGUAGCCUCAUUGUUGUAUAUUUAUUUGGUUUAAUCAUCACAUGCCUGAACAAUGUUCACAAAUAUUUUCUUCUUAAAUUCCUUAGUUUCAAUCAGCCCCACCACAUUCUUACCUUGGAGCAGUCAUCAGCUGGAGGAGGAGAAAAUAGCAUUGAUAGUUGUAUUUAUGUUUAUAAUGGCACCAAGGUUGGUCAAGUAACAAUUAUGUGCAUCAACAUUAGUAUGCAUCUUCUCCAUACUGUUCUUUAUACAUUUCCUAUGGUGCUGAUAAGGAGAACUUGUUCAACAAUCAAGAGCAUCUUUAGUUGGUGAUCAUUUCCUUUAUUCUUGUGACCUUAAUAUGUGAUUCAGGGGUGAUGUUGUAAGGAGAAAUUAGAUGCUUAUCACUCUUCAGGGUGAAAGGGUUAAAGACCAAAUAAUCCAUUUCUGCAGCUGCUUAUCCUGAUUUCUGUCAGUCAACAGGAUCUUUUGUAAAAAUUGCCAUUAAAAGUAUUUUUGAUAUGUGAAUUUUACUUCAACAGAUUGAAAAACUCUCUACUACCACUAUUCCAUUAAAAGGUAUUGAACAAGGAAAUUCAGGUGUUAACUUGGUUUGUUUUUUUACCCAUUUUUUUAAAAAAUAAAGCAACCCUCUCCAGUUAUUUUUACUGACAUCAAUUUGUAUCCUGGUAUGUGUUUAGCUUCAAUUAUUGUUCAACAAAGAAAUCACGCUGAGGACAAACUACUGCUGGGAUGUGAGGAUGGCACUUUGGUAUGUGAACAAAAUAGAUGUUAUUCAAAUUGUGCUUAAUUGUAUGGAAACUGAGCCUUGCAGUUUAAAUAUUUGUUGUGAUACUUAAAUUAAACAUCACACAUCAUCUAAGAGUUAAAGUUGUUUAUUACAUGGCUAGUAAUUUUUCAUCUUGAUGAUCCAUUUAGUUAAGCUAAAUUGGAGUCCUUGACAAGUAAGUAACAUGAAACAAAUGAUGAACUAUUACAGCCCCUGUAAGAACUUUCCUUGUACUUUUGGUUGAUUGACUGACUGACUGACUGACUGACUGACUGACUGGUUUGCUGACUGACUGGCUGACUGAUUUACUGACUGGCUGAUUAACCGACCAACUGACUGACUCAAUGACCGAUUUACUGACUCACUGACUGCAUGUGAAUGACAUUUCUUGAUAGAUGCUGUAUGAUGACCACAGGCGAGUGACCCAGAUGACAAAAGGCAGCCUGGUAAGAAAUGUGCACAUCACAGCUUCAUGAUUAUAAAUUUUACUGUAAUGUGCUGAUAGUUUUAUUUCAUGUAUGAUAUUAUAAUUGUGUGAAAAAUAUUCAGUGCACUUUCAGUUGCUUGACUGAUUAUGACUGACUAACUGAUUGACUGACACAUUGACUCGCUGGCUGACUCACUGAUUGACUAAGUGACUGAUCGAUUGAUUGAUCAAAAUUUUGAUCAAUUGAUUGAUUGACUGAUCAACUGACUGAUUAAAUGGCUGACUGACUGAUUGAUUGAUCUUGUGUUGAAUGAUGAAUGUGUUGCAUUUCUUUAGAUUCCGUCAAUUAUACAUUGGCAUCCUGGUGAUGCUGUGGUGCUAGUAUGUAGUGCUGAUGGAGACAUUAAGGUAAAUACAACAAGAAAUGUGUAGCUUUUAACUCCCUUCAAAUAAUCACCAGUUUUAAAUGCAGCUUUUGCAAAAGAUUUCUUUGAGGCUUUUUAGCAUGGGUGGUUUAAAUUGUGUUAUUAUUAAAUGUUAUUACUUAAUCAAUGACUAAUGAAUGUGUGGAUUUCUUCUAGGUAUACGACAUGGCAUUGGCUCCAGUCCUUAUUCAACUUGUAGCAGAAAAUCCUUCCCCACAACAUACGUUGAAGCUCCGUGAAUACUUACUGUAAGCAGAUUUUUAACAUUUGAUGAUUACUAUAACCCAACAAGAAUUACUGAUUUUUUUUGCUCAACUUACCAAGUCUCUUUGGUGGAUAUAUUUUUUAUAAUAAGUAUCUUUUUUGUUAAUUAGCAUCAAAUUGAAUUGUUGGCACAAUUUCUUUGUGCUGUCUCUCCCCACCCCAAACGUAGAUAAGGACAAGCAAAUUGUGAGCAAAACCAGACAAGAUGCAAAGUAGGGGAGGGUGGUCUAGAGGAAAAAACAAUACUUAUGGUCUCUUUAUCCAACUGUGACAGGAAUAAACUCUAAUUGCUAUCAAUGGAUGUCAAGCCCUUUUUUUUGCCUUGAAGGGGAACUCUGUUUUAUGUUCUAAAUUUUACAGGAUAAUGUUUAGAAUUUGUCUUUUAGGAACCCAGUGAAACUGAAUAAGGUGUCCUGGUCAUGCGAAGCUCCUAUUGGUAACCUCUCAGAUAACAGUUUAUGUUGCCAUGACAACUUGGUUAUCUUGUUUGACAGGUUUGUAGUGAUACACAAUUUUUGACAGCAGGGUCACUACCAAUUUUUCCUUGACCCUUUACACCCUAUCAUCAGUAUGCAUAUUCUCUAUACUGUUCUUUAUACAUUUCCUAAAGUACUGAUAAGGAGAAUUUGUUUAACAAUCAAGAGCUUCUUUAGUUGGUGAUCAUUUCCUUUAUUCUCAUGACCAUAAUGUGUGAUUCGGGGUUAUACUGUGAGAUGAAAUUAAAUGUUGGUAGCUCUUAGUGGUCUAAGGGUAAAUGCUCAUUCCGUUUCACGGUCACUUUCCAAAGGUGAGUGACUUCAUUUUGAAAAUUUUCAUUAAAUGUUUCUGUCUUUUACAGGGGACCUUUGUGUUUGUUGAGACUUGAAUUAGGUGUGUUGACAAAUGGACGACUUGGCACAGUGGAGCUGGUGUCAGAGUAUAUUAAACAUGAACAAGCUGAAGAGGUAUGUAGUGUGGAAAUCAACAUUAUAAUGUGAGGAUAGAGAGACUGGUCUCUGAUGUCAUGAAAAAGUUUGAUUAUGAUAAGUGAUACUGGUACCUUUUAUUUUACAGGCAGUGAACUUUCUUAACAGUAUGAACUGGAACACGGAGGGCAAUGCUUGUUUUGCCUGCAUGUCCAUUAUUAUGAAUUAUUUACUAAAACUUCCGCUGAACUCUGAGAGGGAAGGUAAUUAAGAAGACCAUUAGUUGCAAUUAAUAUUUAUGAUUCUAAUUCUCCUCUGGGACAAUGCAAUUUUCCAAUUUCAUAGUUUACAAUAGUUGUGGCAAACUAUGUUACCUCCAACUUGACAUUUCAGUCUUGAUUUUACUAGUUGUAUAUGAAUUAAUAUUUUCCUCCUCAGGUCUUCUUGAAGAGACACUUGGUAGUUUUUAUGCACCCAGCCGACCGCUCUCAGAUGAAACAGUUCUACAUCACAGAGACAUGAUCAGUAAAUUGUCUAGAAGAUUCUUCCAUCACUUGCUUAGGUGUUUAUGUCACUUAACUUAUACUUUUUGCUCUUAACAUCCCAGUUUAAAAGUCUGUGAUACAUCUCUUAUAUUUUUAGCUUUGAGAAUCUGCCAUUUGAUCAGAGAAGUUCCCCUAAUUGAUAUGAUUGUCUUGUCACCUUUCUGCCCAUGAAUGUAUUGAUAGUCUCAAAAGAAAUUGGGUAGUAAUUGGCACUCUUGAUUGUGGAAGGGUUAAAGCUUGAAUACUGACAAUUAUCUAAAAUUUUGAUUACACUCAAAAAAAUCUCAGACUGUUCAUUAUGAAAAUUUUGAAGGUUUUAACCCUUUAAUCCCAACUCUCCUUACUGUCUGCUCUACAAUUCUCAUAACAUUAAUUUUGAAAAUUUGGUAUUUGAUCAACUAAUAAUCCCUUAAUUGAUAUUUUUCUUUAUUCUCAAUACUUGUCUGCUUGAUUUUCUGUUGAUAUUGUGAGGAGAAAAUCUGUCUUGGUCACUGAUGUAGAUUGUCCUUAAUCCCCAAUAACUGGUUCCCAUUUUUAGAUUAUUUCUCUACAACAGGGCCUAGAUGUAAUAAUGGUAACAGCAAAUUAUUAUUAAUAAUUUCACAAUAAACUAUUAAAUUAAAUGUUGCUUUAUUUUUUGCUCUUUUACAUGGUUAUGCUAGAUUUAGAAGAUUUGAAAAAGCAUUUCUAUUAGCUGUAGACAUAGGAGCAAAAGACCUUUUCAUGGUGAGAAACAAUUAUUGUUAAUAAAGAUCACUUUGAUUACAACAUGUAUUUUACUUGUUUCUAUAAUUUCAUGUCUUUUUUUGUGUUGUGAAGUUUUUCAUUUCUAAUCUUUUGUGGUCAUUUAUUUUUCAGCUCUUUGUCAUGUUUGUAUAAACUGUAAGAUGUUAUAAUGAAGGUUUAUUUUGCGUCCUUUGGUAGGACAUUCAUUACCUGGCUGCUGACCUUGGUAAUUUACCACUUGCUGAAGUAGCAAAGCAAAGAGCCAUACAAAUUGACAAUGAAUCUCUAACAUCAGGUACAUUUGUAUCAAAAAGUAAAUAAUACUAAACAGGUUUUUCAUAUGACCUGCAAGGCCUUGCCUAUGCAAUCUUUUUAUUAGUAAACCAUUUUAGUGAAAAGUUUUGUGUGUCUGGCAAGAUGAGUUUAAGUGAUCAUGAUGACCCAGUCAACAAGAAGCCAUCUGGCCCAGUAAAAGUAAAUCCAUUCCAAAGGAAACCAGAAGUGAGAAAGGGAAUUACAUUUUCCACAAAUAUGGGGAUUUCUGUUCUCCUGUGACAUAAUUAGAGACAAAGGUUUUAUUAUACAACUAUUUUCCUAUUCUUCCCUGUCAACACAAUGUGUUUUAAAUUUGCUCAAAUGUCAUUUCCUAAAUUUCACCAACUUUUCAGCGAUUCAGGGUGUUAAAGUUUUUUUGCUUUGAUUUCUCAUUGGCUCCAUGUGUUUUUCUUCCACUCUGAUAGGCAGUUGUGAUAAUUUUUGUUUGUUUUUUACAACGCUUGAAAGAAAUUGACUCCUAUUAACACUUUGAUUUUUUUUUGUAAGAUACUGGUGAAUCAUAUGAUGAUGAAGAAGAGGACCUGUCCUACAUUGAGGAGGAAAUGGCCAAUGGUCUUAUAAGGAGUAGCGAUGGUGUUUAUUAUCCCAGUGAUGAGUAUGAUUACAUGCAUAAUCACACAGUAACAUCUCAUCACCUGAUGCCAUUGGAGGAUGAGGACAGUGAUGGUGCCAAUUUUAUGCAAGGAGCACAAAGAAGUGAGUUUCAGUGCUGCUCAUCACUGAUAAUGUUUAUAGAGUUCACUUUCUUCCUUCUCUAAAUCGUUGGUUAACAUUUUUUUGAUGACAGGAAGUUGUAAUGACCCACAUCAUUUGAAAAAUUGCAGAUGCGUGAUAGGAAAAAAUGCCAAUUUCUAAAUAGGUUUUAAAAAACUAGUUUUAAAGGAACACCAUUAACUCUGCAGAAGAUGCAAAAUAAGUGGACUUGGUCAUUUUGUAACAUCAUGUUUAUGAUGACUACACCUGUACCUCAAAAUAGCGGACAUUUCAUAUGACUAUUUUCUCUUGUCUGAUUAUCUCAAACAUACUUGAUUUUCCCACUUUGAAUUACUGGCAGUUUUAUUUUUAUUAUUAUUUCCUGCCUUUGUCUUUCAUUCUAGGUCAGCACUAUUCAGGGCAAGGAAUUGAUGAAGUAAGUUUAUGGUAAACUUUCAUAUUCAACUCACAUCAAUAUUAGUACUCCGACCUAUUCAAUAAACAUAACUUACAGAUUGAUAAGUUCUGCUACCAUUUUGAUCCUUUUACAAAGCAACUUGUUCUCUGAGUUUGUGAAAUUCCCAUCAUUACCACUCUUUUUUGAUUAGGAUUAAACAAAACGUAUGAGUAAAGAUGUUGAGCUUUUUCACAGGCAAGAAAUUAAUAAAGUUUAAACACUCACAAGGAAUCAAACCUGGGACCUAAGAUUUCACAGUCAUAUGCCAUACCAGUUUAUGUAAGCUUUUGCAGACAUCUAGAUUGGUCUUACAACUUUUUUCUUUAUUAUUAUGUAAAACAUAAGAAAUCCCUCCCAUUUUGCGAUGGGUUUGUUCAGUUUUAGAUAACAGAAGACUUCAAAAUAUGGCAAGAAAGUCAGUGACACAAUCAGAUACACCUCAUGUGCCACUUUUUUGUUCUUACCACAUUUAAUGUAAACUGUGACUUAUUACUGAACAGAUGCUCAACAUUGUGGAAUCUUUUUGUUACAUAUACUGAUGUUUAAUUAGUAAUUGAACGAUUUUCUUGGCAGCUGGGAAUUGAUGAUUCAGAGGAGAUAGCAAAUCCUGCUGGAACACUGAAAAUUGUACAUUUUGGUGUGGUGUGAUACAAGUAUUAUUCCUCAUGUUCUGACUAAAGUUUUUUUCAAGCUCUUAAUGUAUGAAUCUCAAAGCUAUCAUCUUUAAGAGAUAAGUGUUGAUAACACAAACUACAGCGUUCACUACUAUUAUCUUCAGAGUAACAAUUUGUCUGGUAGAUAAAAUGAUAUCUGCCCUUUCUUAUAUCCUUUUUGCUUUCAAGAUUUGAUAUGCAACUCUCCUUUAACUUGUCAUACAUUUGCUUAUAUAUUAGUUAUGAGAAUUUGGUUACCUAUUAAGAAAGCAUUUUCUAGUUGAUUACUCUGUUUAUUCUCAUCACUUUCUUGUUGGAUAUCGUAUUGAAAUUGUGACGAGAAGGUGUAAGUUUGUCACCUUUGGUAAUCAGAAACAGGUUUUAAAAAACCCUCUCUGUUAUGUUCAAGUUCACAUUUAUGUUCUUUAGGGAAGCUACACCUUAAAUGUUAACUCUUGGUGUAGAUUUAUUUAAUGUUUGUAAUUUUGUGUCUAUGCUCUACAAACUGCAUUUGUACAUUGUACUCAAAUUAAUGAUAUUUAUACUGUGUUUACAUGAAAUCCCAUAUUUUCAAAUUUAUUAUCUUUAUUACCGUUCAUUGUACAGGCAUGAGUCAAGAUACACUUUACAUUUUCAAAACAUAUUUUAUGUUAAAUUUUAUACAUUUCAUAUGUAAAUUAUUUUCAUACUAAGAGCAUCGUUACAGUUCUUGUUACACAAUAAUAAUACUGAUGGUUGUUAAGUAACUAUUUGGC